UUCUCAACGUGUUACGUGACUGCGUUGCUGAAUGUGACAUCCUCCAUGCGAUUCACACUCCGUACCUACACAUAACCGCGAACGCCUUAGCUGCGGACGUCAUUGCCUUCAACAGCAUGAAUCUGGUAUACUUUAGCAACGAGUAUCCCAGGGGAGAACUUCAAGAUACGUUCCGUCGAUUGCACAACCUCUCCAAGGACCCGGCGCAGAUAUGCCUGCACCACUUUCUUCGACAGGCGAGCGAAGCCGUGAAAGAUGAGAUCAAGCGUCUACCUACAGAAGAGAAAGAUUGUGUACCUCCAUUUGAUGACCUCUUGCGAUGGGGAGACGAACCGGAGUUCCGAGAAGGACCUCUCUGCGGCGCCAUAGAGGGCACUUUGCUUGUUUUUCUGCAAAUGGCAACGCUGAUUGGAUAUCUGAGCGCAAAUCCUGAGCGACUGAAAGACUUACAGACUGCCGCCCUAACGGCUCUAGGUACAGGCUUGUUGACCGCAGCAGGGUUGGCUACGUCCGCUACACUUGCCGACCUCCCUGGAGCUGGUGCUGAUGCUGUCCGUCUCGCAUUCCGACUCGGUAUUCACGUGAAGCGGGUGUCCAACAAUCUAGAAUCAUAUGCUGAGGAUCCAGAUACAUGGGCGUACGUCGUUCAUAAAGUCGACCCAACACUGGCACAGGAGACUUUAGACGACUUCAACCACAGAAUUCAGGCAUCUGUUCCGAACUACCUCUUCCUCAGCGCUUUCUCGCCAACUUCCAUCACAGUCAGUGGUCCUCCCGCUCGACUUCGAUCUCUCUUCAAUCGAAGUGAGCUUUUCCGAACCUCGCAAUACAUUCCUUUGCCGGUAUACGGUGGUCUCUGCCACGCUCCGCACGUCUAUGACUUGCGGGAUAUCGCCAGCGUAGUUCAUGGUCCCACUGCAUUGAAUGUGCCAAGCUCACCAGUGAGCGCCAUCUGGUCUCCAAGCACCGGCUCUCCAUAUGAUGUGGCUACUGCGACUGACCUUUGGGAGAAUGUCAUUUGUGAGCUGCUCACGAAGGCUAUCACAUUCGAUCGUGUGGUCGAGAGUGUCGUGGAAAAGGCGCAAGAAGACUCGCAGCAAGAUCUAACAGGAGUGGCGUACUGCUUCGGCAACUCCAUACCUCUCAACGACAUGAUCACAGCUCUGAGUGCCGGGUCCGGAUCCAAAUUGCCCACAGUAGACCUCAUGUCAUGGCUUGGCAAAACCAGUGUCACCAGUUCUGCGUCACAUUCUCUCGGACCAUCACAGUGCAAGCUUGCCAUCGUAGGCAUGUCCUGCCGUCUUCCUGGUGGAGCCACCGACAAUGAAGGCUUCUGGAAGAUCUUAGAAGAGGGUCUCGACGUUUCCAGGCGUAUACCUGCCGAUCGAUUUGACAUUGACAGCCACCACGACCCCACCGGCAAGCAGCUGAACAAGACCAAGACUGCAUAUGGCUGUUUUCUUGACGAACCAGGAGCAUUUGACGCAUCCUUCUUCCAGAUGUCUCCUCGCGAAGCUGAGGUUGUGGAUCCACAGAUGCGUCUAAUGCUCGUCACAGCCUACGAAGCUCUAGAAAUGUCCGGCUACGCUGGCACUGGUCGGACCCCAUCGACUGCUAGCGAACGCAUUGGCACUUACUAUGGCCAGUCGGCCGAUGACUACCGUGAAGUCAAUCAAGGCCAGAAGGUUGGUACUUACUACAUCCCUGGUGGAUGUCGGGCUUUCGGACCUGGCCGUAUUAACUACUUUUUCAAAUUCGCAGGACCCAGCUACAGCAUCGACACAGCCUGCUCGUCUGGGCUCGCAGCAAUUGAGGUCGCGUGUAAGGCCAUCUGGAAUGGCGACGUGGACACAGUACUUACUGGAGGCGUGAAUGUUCUCACCAAUCCGGACGGCUUUACUGGGCUUUCUCAAGGUCACUUCUUGACCACAGGUCAUAAUGCCUGCAAGACAUGGGAUGCUACUGCUGACGGUUACUGUCGUGCAGAAGGCAUUGUCUCACUCGUUAUCAAACGCCUGGAAGACGCCGAAGCAGAUAAUGACAAUGUCCUCGGCGUCAUCUUGGGAGCAGGCACCAAUCAUUCCGCAGAGGCUGUGUCAAUCACGCACCCUCAUGCCGGCCACCAAGAAUAUCUUGCCCGCCAAGUCCUUCACCAGGCGGGAGUGGAUCCUAUUGAUAUCUCCUACGUGGAGCUUCACGGAACCGGAACACAAGCCGGUGACCAUGAAGAAGUCCAAGGUAUACUGAACGUAUAUGCGCCCAAUAUCAAGAAACGUCGCAAGAAGGAUCAACCUCUUCACAUCGGGGCGGUCAAGUCAAACGUCGGUCAUGGAGAGUCGGUGGCUGGUGCAACCGCUCUUGCGAAACUCCUCCUAAUGCUCCAGAAGGAGAGCAUACCGCGCCAUAUUGGCAUCAAAACCGAAAUCAACCCACGUCUGCCGACUGAUUUCGAUCAGCGCAAUGUCCACAUACCAUUCUCGAUGACGCCUUGGCCAAGGGUGGAAGGCAAGAAACGUCUUGCAGCAAUUAACAACUUCGGUGCUGCAGGUGGCAACACAACCAUGAUCCUCGAAGAAGCUCCCUUCCGUAGUGCGACCACAGACCUUGACCCGCGUGGAGCCCACGUAGUGACCGUCUCAGCCAAGAGCAAGACUUCGCUGCGCGGGAAUAUUGAGCGUCUACUCGCAUAUAUUGACAAUCCCUCCAACGCGGAGAUGAGACUUGCCGACCUUGCAUACACGACAACAGCACGCCGAUAUCAGCAUACCAACAGAGUGGCUGUCACAGGAGCCUCCAUUCCCCAGGUUCGGAAGAAACUGGUAUCACUGCUGGACGGUGACCACAUUGAAAACAUCAAGCCUGUCGCCAAACAGCAAAGCCCGUCGAUAGUGUUUGCAUUCACAGGCCAAGGAGCCUCUCUGAAGUCCUCAAACCUGGAACUUUACCGCGACUCGCAAGUCUUCCGCGAUCAAAUUGCCCAGCUUGAUCGGAUCGCUCAAAGUCAAGGAUUCGAAUCAUUCAUUCCAGCCAUAGACGGCUCACAUCCCGCAGACUAUACUGGACAUUCACCGGUUGUCACUCAACUAGCAUUAGUCUGUACGGAGAUUGCUCUUGCUCGAUACUGGUCAUCACUUGGUGUCAAUCCCGAUGCAGUUAUUGGCCACAGUCUCGGCGAAUACGCAGCAAUGCACAUUGGUGGCGUGCUAUCAGCCAACGAUACUAUCUAUCUCGUUGGUAAACGGGCACAGCUACUCCAAGAAAAGUGCCAAGUCGGCAGCCAUGUUAUGAUGGCAGUCAGAGCGGAUCGAGAACAGAUCAAGCAGGCUGCGAAUGGAGAGCCAUACGAAGUAGCUUGUGUCAAUGGUCCCUCCGACACCGUCCUGAGCGGGACACAAAGUGAGAUGGACAAGCUUGCUGAAAUUCUUGGUGCUGCUGGGUACAGAUGCAUCAAGCUUGACGUCGCCUUUGCUUUCCAUUCCGCGCAAACAGACCCUAUUCUUAAUGACUUUGAGGCUCUUGCUAAGUCGAGUGUCAUCUUCCGCGAACCAACGAUGCCCAUCAUAUCUCCUCUCCUGGGCCGAGUAGUGUUCGAUGGCAAGACCCUCAAUGCAGAAUACCUCCGCCGCUCGACACGCGAGACCGUUGACUUCCUGUCGGCUUUGAGAAAUGCCCAAUCUAUGUCUACAGUCGAUGAUGAAACAACAUGGCUCGAAAUUGGUCCCCAUCCGGUUUGUGUCGGCUUCAUCAAAUCUACGUUCGCACCCGAGAAGCCACUUACAAUUGCAUCGAUGCGCCGUGGAGAGGACAACUGGUCGACUGUCAGCGAUGGCUUGGCUGCCAUGCACCUGGCUGGCGUCACCAUAGACUGGAACGAAUUCCAUCGACCGUUUGAACGUGAUGGUCGACUACGCCUCCUCACCCUACCAACAUACGCCUGGAAUGAGAAGAACUACUGGCUACAAUACAACGGAGAUUGGUGUCUGACCAAAGGCAACGAUUUCUACGCGACGAUGAAGCCAGCUGCUUCGACCCAACAGAGCGGAAAUGUCAGCUCUUUCCGCACUUCAUUGGUACAGAACAUCAUUGAUGAGGAAUUCACUGAUGUCACUGGAUCCGUUGUCAUGCGAUCUGAUCUCAUGGAACCCGACUUUCUUGCUGCUGCUCACGGACAUCGCAUGAACAAUUGUGGUGUUGUCACAUCUUCAAUUCACGCUGAUAUAUCAUAUACACUCGCUACUUACAUUUACAAGAAGCUGCAUCCUGGAGCCAAAGAUGCUCCAUUGAUGAACAUUACCAACAUGGCCGUGACCAAGGGCCUGGUAGCCCGAUCGAACACCAGUCUCCCACAACUCAUCCAGGUCACUGCUGAGACGCAAGGCGCUUGGCAAAACGGAGUCACGUUGACCUGGCAGAACGUGGAAGAAGACAACAACAACGAAGUUUCUGAGCCAUUCGCUACGGCCACCGUGACUUUUGAGGAUAACUCAGCCGCACUUCGCUCCUGGUCAUCUCUCACACACCUGGUGCUUGACAGAAUGGAGACCUUAGACCGUCUGGCCCUCGAAGGUCAAGCGAAUCGUCUGUCUCGCAACAUGGCCUACAACUUAUUCGGUAGCAACCUCGUCAACUACGCCGACAAAUACCGAGGAAUGCAAUCCGUAGUGAUCAACGGCCUAGAAGGCUACGCCGACGUCCAACUAACAACACAAUCAACAAGCGGAACUUGGACCGUACCACCAUACUUCAUCGACAGCGUCGCACAUCUCGCAGGUUUCAUCAUGAACUGCUCCGACGCUAUGGAUACUCAAAAGAACUACUGCGUAACACCAGGCUGGAAAUCAAUGCGAUUCGCCAAGCCCCUCGUCGCUGGAGGCCGCUACAGAUCCUACGUCCGAAUGAUCCAAAGAGAAGGUGGCGGCUAUUUCGGCGAUGUCUACAUUUUCCAAGGAGAUGAAAUCAUGGGCAUGGUCGGAGACAUUGAAUUCCACAGCUAUCCUCGUAUCCUCCUGGAUCGAUUCUUCUCUCCACCAGACAAGGCUUCCACGAGCCAUAGGGCUCCGACACGAACCGUCAUGCCACCAACACCAUCCUUAACCAGCUCCUCAAGCUCCGAAUCUCUACGCGAGUCACCGACCCCACCAUCUACAAAGAGUCAUCAAGCUCCUUCGAAACUCCCCACGAACAUGCCGAAUGCUACACCAGCGCCGCCAAAGCAAAAAGCUCAGCCUGCGGUGGCGGUCGCUGUGGUCGCCCCAGUAUCGCAAGGAGGUGGUGUAACAAGCAAAGCAAUCCAACUCAUCAUCGACGAAACGGGCCUCGACUCCACAGCUCUACGCGACGACGUGAGUUUCAUGGACGUAGGAAUCGAUUCUCUAAUGUCACUCGUCGUUUCCGAGAAAUUAAAAUCAGAAUUGGAUGUCCAGGUGAAUGGGAGUUUGUUUUUGGAUUAUCCAACGAUAGGAGAUUUGAGGGCGUGGUUGGAGGAGCAGUAUGAUUGA
Molecule: messenger RNA, 5498 nt
Organism: Cercospora beticola
Lineage: Eukaryota; Fungi; Ascomycota; Dothideomycetes; Mycosphaerellales; Mycosphaerellaceae
Gene: PKS81
Product: type I polyketide synthase
Biological process (GO): secondary metabolite biosynthetic process; fatty acid biosynthetic process
Molecular function (GO): 3-oxoacyl-[acyl-carrier-protein] synthase activity; fatty acid synthase activity; phosphopantetheine binding
Source: RefSeq, a predicted model, not a curated record